CCAAACCCCAGAUACUCCCACCCAGUGAUCUGUAUAUCCAUCAUGCGUCUCCCCUACGCCCCCCAGGAACCUCCCUCCGCGGACCCCGACACGGUCGCCAUCUACCAGCGCAUCGCCGAACGCCGACACCCCCGCCCCCUCAUCCCGCUCGACCUCUCGCUGCUGCACGCGCCCCCUGUCGCCGACGGCUGGAACAGCUUCCUGGGCGCCAUCCGCACGCGCACCCAGGUUGACACCGGCCUCCUAGAAAUGGCCGUCUGCCGCGUCGCCGUCCUCAACGGCGCCGACCUUGCCGGUGCCCGCGCCGCCCUCGCUGCUGAGACCGCGCUGUCUACCGCCCAGCGCGCCGUCGUCCGCUACGUCGACGAGAUGACCCAGACGGUGCGCGUCGCUGACGAUACCUUUGCGGGACUGCAGUCCGACGCCGGCCUCUCGGACCGCGAGAUCGUCGAGUUGACUACCGGGAUAGCUGGGUAUAAUUGCGUCAGUCGCGUGCUGGUGGCGUUGGAUGUGGGGGAGAAUAAUGGACGGGAGAUGAAGAGUGUGGAUGAAUUGGUGGCGGCGCUGUGAUUUACAUCCUUUUUGUUCUUCUUGAUAUUGCUAUUCAUGUUGCUUUCUUCCUCUUUUCGUGCGAGGAGCAUCGACAGCCUGAGAUAUGAGAGAUAUGAUGCAC
Messenger RNA from Aspergillus campestris IBT 28561, 673 nucleotides. Its product is annotated as carboxymuconolactone decarboxylase family protein. NCBI's taxonomy places the organism in Eukaryota, Fungi, Ascomycota, Eurotiomycetes, Eurotiales, Aspergillaceae. The transcript is spliced from 2 exons. The coding region runs from base 43 to 570 and encodes 175 amino acids. The record is from RefSeq and is a predicted model, not a curated record.